This is a messenger RNA of Toxoplasma gondii ME49, 2170 nucleotides long. RefSeq names its product WD domain, G-beta repeat-containing protein. Gene Ontology annotation, biological process: cilium movement involved in cell motility; inner dynein arm assembly. Gene Ontology annotation, cellular component: inner dynein arm. The coding region runs from base 1 to 1863 and encodes 620 amino acids. The transcript has 14 exons. Gene Ontology annotation, molecular function: dynein heavy chain binding; dynein light chain binding. The record is from RefSeq and is a predicted model, not a curated record. Lineage: Eukaryota; Apicomplexa; Conoidasida; Eucoccidiorida; Sarcocystidae.
AUGUUAGGGGUGAAAAAGUCGAGUCAAGCAGAUGAUGUUCAUACGUGUGAUAUCGGGUUAUCUGCGACACAGAACAACAAUUUCGUAGGCCUCAGAAAAGAACUCGACUUCGGCGUCCAGGCCACCUCAACCAGCACGGAAACAGAGGCACAGACAUAUCUGUGCAUUCCUGUAAACGCGUGUACCCAGUAUACCAACGAAGAUAUCUGGACGAAGGGAAUCUUCAAGGAUCCGGAGAACAAAACAUUUGCCAACUUCUUCUCCAGUGUGGGAAAUCUGGUUGAGGCGGCUUUGGAGCAGAACGAAACUAUCAAUAUUUUUGGUGAAGAUUUUGCAAACCUGGGAACAGACGAAUUCAUCAAUUCCCAGACCAGCGGAGACGGCCUAAAGGAGUUGCUUAACUUCACGGAUCUCUCCUUUUCAAAGUCGAAAAUUAUAUCCUGCAUCCAGCGGGUGCCGGGAUCAGAUUCGCUCAUAGCUUACGCAUGCAUGGAGAACGCCACCUUCGAGGAGAGAAUCGAGCGUUCGGGACGCGUCGCUCAGGCGCAUAUCCUUGUGUGGCAUUUUGAAGACAUUAUCAUGCCUAAAGCUGUUUUCAGCGCCCCUUCGGAUGUUACAAUUUUCUGCUUUUGCGUAGUGGAGAACCAGCUGUACAUUGUCGCUGGAUUGAUUAGCGGACAGCUUGCGGUCUGGAAGACUGACGCCUUAGCGGAUCCAGCCGGCAAAAGCGCGACUGAGAAUCAGAAAAUGAACCAACGGCAGAAGCAUCCGAGGAAACCGAUCGUAACGUCGUCGAUCGACUUCUCCCACAAGAGGACAGUCUCAGACAUUCGCGUGCUACCAUCUGGAACGGACUUUAGAAAAAAUUUGCGGCCUGUGUUCAAUCCGAACAACAGUAGCACGUAUCUUAUAACGUCAUCCGGAGACGGAAAUAUCAUGAUCUGGGAUGUCAGCGCAGCCGUACACUCUGCACACCUCGACAAUUUCCAGUGGCGCCCGUUCCUACAGGCCCCCCUGAAAAAAGCAGAGUCUGGAGUGGAUCUGGGAUGCUGCCACCUAGUCAUUCCGAAGGUAGAACCUCCCGAGUUGACUACGACUUUCUGGGCUUCCACGGAGGAUGGCGAAGUUCUCUUUGGAGAUUGGGCCCACUCUGGUGAGGAAAGAAAAUUCGAUUACGUCAAGACACUGUUGAACGAAACCAGAACUUACAGGCCGACUUUGAGUUUCGCCAUCUCUCCUUUCUUCGAAGACAUUUUCCUAGCGGUCACGGAUAUGGCAUUCUACAUUUGGAUGGCAGACUGUCCCUCACCAAUUUUUUCUUCUCCAACAUCAGGUGUUCCGUACGCCUGCGGCUCGUGGAGUCCGACACGCCCGUCGGUUAUCUUUCUGGGCAGACACGAUGGCAGCCUCGAGGUGUGGGACCUCUCUGAGCAGUGCCAAGCGUACAGUUCAGUUUUUGUAGUAGGCGCAGCUGCCGUCACUUGCCUCUCGUUCCACCCAAGCAGGGCAGGACACCGGCCCUCUCUGGCUCACGGCAGGCGCGUCACCCGGCCUCUUCACGGAAGAAAAGGAGACGCUCUUCGCGACCUCGGCGACUCUGUUCUGUCGCUUUUAGCCGCAGGAGAUGCAUCUGGGAUUGUUCAUGUCCUCUCGCUUCCAAGAACUCUCUCGACCCAGACACCAGGAGAAGUCGGCGUUGUCCGCGCAAUGUUCUUAAGAGAGAGGGAAGUCAUCUCAUAUGUCAUCCAGAGACGAGAGGCGAUCGAGAAGGAACUGGGGCUGGCUGACCUUGAAGACCGUGUACCCCGCGGAAGCACCCAAGAUAGCAGCGCCGGAAAUACGAGGAAUCGAAUGAGAAAGUAGUUGCGCUACAGCCAGAGACAUACACGGGAAGAACGAUUGAAAAGAUCGGAGAGAGAGCAGCUACAGACCUGAGGAAUUCUCAAAAACAACACCAGGCGGCUGCCUCUAGAUGUUAUCACUAUAUACUGUCUCACGAAUUCACUAUACGUGGGAAUUCUAAGUGCUGGGGCUUUCUCACCAUGGCAUCGAAAUUUUUCAUAUUUCAUUCUGCUAGUCAACCAUUACGUUACCGAGGUUCCAAGCAGGCAUAUUCACCUGAACCAUCAACAGAGCCUGCAGUGAAUGCAGCUGAAAAUUCACUGAGAGC